AUGUCGAUGAAUGGGAGGGAAGACAGAGUAACCGGAAUCGAUCUUUCAGUAAGCACGUUUCAAGUUGAAGAAGGAGAAGAGCAAGCCGAUGGACAAGAAGGGAAUGGAGGAGGGUUCGAGGAAGAAGAAGAUGGUGAAAUAAAAGAAAUCGAAGAAAUUGAAGAAGGCGAUGAUGAUGAAGGAACAAAACCAGAAGAUUCUUCCUUGAAGCCAAGCUUGUGCGACGACGAGUUAUCUGCUUUAAAGAGUGAAAUGGGACGGAUGAAGGAAGAGAACAAGAUGCUGAAAAUGAUUGUGGAACAAACCAUGAAAGAGUACUAUGAUCUCCAACUCAAGUACCAAUCAGCGCAAAGAUCCAAAGCGGGCACAAGCGACCCAACCGCACAAAAUCUUCAAGAUCAGAUUUCUCUGUCUCUGGUAUCAAGCUCCACGGCUUAUGUGAGCAAUAAACAAGAACGAAAUGUGAAAGAUUCGCCACCUGCGGAAGUCAGGGAAGCCAAGCUACCUUCCACUGCCAUGGACAAGUCCAACGAGUUGGAGCUGUCUCUGAACAUUCAGAGGCGCAGCGGAACCGAAAGGCCUGCGGACGAGAAGAGAAAACAGGAAGAAGAGAGUGAGCUGAAGAUAUGGAGCCCAUGCAGCAAGAAUCAGAAGGUCGACCCCGUUGUACUCCCGAGCCAGAUACCUCCUCCUCAGUCGAGGAAAGCAAGGGUUUCGGUUCGAGCAAGAUGCCAGGGAGCCACUAUGAAUGAUGGAUGCCAAUGGAGGAAAUACGGGCAAAAAAUUGCCAAAGGGAAUCCGUGCCCAAGAGCUUAUUAUCGGUGUACAGUUGCACCAGGCUGCCCUGUUCGGAAACAGGUGCAGAGAUGCUUGGAGGACAUGUCGAUUCUCAUAACAACAUAUGAAGGAACUCACAACCAUCCUCUUCCCGUUGGCGCAACCGCCAUGGCCUCGACGACUGCAGCUGCAACUUUCAUGCUUCUGUCAGGGAUGAACUCCACAAGCACAGAGCGACCAAACCUUAGCAGCACAUUUACGUACAACCCGUAUGUGAACUCGGUUCUUGACAACAGUGGCAGCAGCAUCAUUCCUUCGCCUAAAGGGAUAGUCCUAGACCUCACAAAAACCCCUCAGCCCCCAUCAUCAUCGCCAUCACCCCCUUCCUCUUCGUUUCAGUUCAGUUCUUGGUUAGCCAAUAAACCUAGCAGUAGCAGGACAAUGGGCCAGGGCUACCAAGGAGGGCUUAGGCAUGAUUCGAGCUCAUCGAACGCACCAACAUUAGGUAAAUUACUGAAUGAUCAGGCUGGGAGAAACUGGCCUGUUGGGGAUCAGUCCGUGUCGGAUAAUGUGAGUGCUAUAGCUUCAGACCCCAAGUUUACUGCAGCCAUUGCUGCUGCACUGAGUUCCUACAUCAACCAAGGAGGCCACCUGCAAAGCACCAACUCGAGUGCCCAAGCAGAUGCUGAAGGGUCCACUGGCAAGAAAUGGUGUGAAUUGGAGAGGAAGAUUGGUGAUUGCAACUUCAUUGUGAACUUAUAUGUAGAAAACUUCCUGAGAUUCACGAGUAUGGACUUGGCAGUCAGCAGCGCUAGUGGAAAAAAUUGGAAACCUCCUAGGAGGACAUCAUUUUGUGAGAUGAACAUGCUUGCUGGAAAUGAAGAGAUGACCUCCCAGGAGUAG
This is a messenger RNA of Nymphaea colorata (pocket water lily), 1680 nucleotides long. RefSeq names its product probable WRKY transcription factor 9. NCBI's taxonomy places the organism in Eukaryota, Viridiplantae, Streptophyta, Magnoliopsida, Nymphaeales, Nymphaeaceae. The record is from RefSeq and is a predicted model, not a curated record. Bases 1 to 1680 code for a protein of 559 amino acids. The transcript is spliced from 7 exons. Gene Ontology annotation, biological process: regulation of DNA-templated transcription. Gene Ontology annotation, molecular function: DNA-binding transcription factor activity; sequence-specific DNA binding.